CUUUUUCGAAGCGGUGAAUCAGCUGAAUCGCUGGGCUACUCUCGCAGAAAAGUGCCUUUGCGAUGAUGGUGAUGCCCAAGUGGGGCAAUCAUCUACUUCUGCAACAGGACUUAGUACACACGAACUAGUACAACAGGAACAUGAAGACGGUUCUAUAAGUAAGAGGCACCAUCAUGUUCUUGGAGCAGAAAAUAAUCCACCACAGCAAACAGUGGCACAACAACACACACGAACACCUGGUAACAACAACAAGCCUUGUAUAAGUGGACACAGAAAAAAACUUGGUCGUAUUCGUAUAAUUGCUGUGGACUUGUAUGAAGAAGAGCCGUAUCCCGCAGGGCUCGCGGAGAUGUGCUACACGCGAGGCCAUGCCGACGCGUAUCUAACUCGUGAUGCCUGCCGAGGGCGGUUUGAGUCUGUGGGCAACCGAGUCCAUUAUCAGCAGAAUAGCUGGAAAAGAUGUUGGGAUCAUGCUACGGAAUAUAUCAAGUCUCAAUAUUAUGAAACACAUUCAGCAAAAGAAGACAAAGUGGAAGGAAGUACCAUAAUGCAAAAACAAAGCUACGGCACUUUUUUUGACAACUACUACAACUUUGUGAUGAAGUUACGACCGGACACCUACUUUUUCCCACGGGUCUUUCGUUUGCGACGAGAGCAGAGAACACCGAGACUACUUCUGAGUACCACUCCGCGUGAAAGUGCGAUUAGAAAUUGGCUGGAGCCGCUUCCAGUGGAGUCACUGGGAAGUGUAGUGGAGGGCUCAAUGAAUCCACGAAAAACUGAUAGCAGUUUUCUAGCAACCUUAGACUUCACCAAAGCGACGCAUUCGAAAGAGGAAGAAUCCUAUCUUCACUCACCGGAGAAAACCUUGCUGCACAGGUUGUUGACACUGAUGGGGGAUAUCGAUAUUGAAGGACUAGCAGACGAUGACUCGCUGGACAAAGGCUCAACUUCAUCACCGGGCCCCGCCUACUCCGUCUCACCAUCUUCACGUCCAGCCUUCUAUCAGUUCCUGGCAAAUGAAUUACUCCCUUCUUUGUUUUCUUG
This is a messenger RNA of Amoebophrya sp. A25, 1047 nucleotides long. NCBI's taxonomy places the organism in Eukaryota, Dinophyceae, Syndiniales, Amoebophryaceae. The record is from the annotation of a GenBank genome assembly.